UAUUUCCUGAGUGCGUUUGGCGUUUCUGUAAUAAAUUUGAUUUUGUUUUCAUCACCUCUUUGCCUGCGACUUUGGGAAAGCUGGAGGGCUAAAUGGCUGUCAGACAUUUAUCACGUAAAGCCUUUGGCUUGAGAACCGUUUCACUAAUUCCAGGUGACGGAGUAGGCCCGGAGUUGUCGUCUGCGGUAAAAGAUGUCUUUCAGCACAUGAACGUCCCUGUAGAAUUCGACGAGCAGAAUAUUACAGGUAGCAAUGACUCUUAUGAAGCUGCUAAGACGUCUCUCCGAACUCAUCGGGUAGGUCUUAAAGGAAUUAUCAGCACAUCGGCAUCCCUCGCAGAGCCCAGAUCUCUCAAUGUGCAACUGAGAAAGGAUCUCGGUUUGUUCGCAAAUUUGGUGAGAUGUCGUACAAUGCAAGGUGUGAAAACUCGCCACAAGGAUGUUGAUAUGGUGAUCAUUCGUGAAAAUACUGAAGGCGAAUACAGUGGUCUGGAGCAUGAGAGUGUACCAGGUGUUGUGGAGAGCUUGAAGGUGGUAACUGCCGAAGGAGCCCAUCGCAUUGCCAAGUUUGCCUUUGAGACGGCAUCUCGCCUAAACCGGCGCAAAGUGACGACUGUUCACAAGGCCAAUAUCAUGAAACUUGCCGACGGUUUCUUCCUGCAGAGUUGCCGGGAUGUUGCCAAGGAUUACCCACUGAUAGAGUUUGAGGACAUGAUCGUGGACAAUUGCUGCAUGCAGUUGGCGAGUCGUCCACAGCAGUUCGACGUGCUGGUAAUGGGAAAUCUUUACGGCAAUAUCAUCAGUAACCUGGGCGCUGGUCUUGUUGGCGGUGCAGGUGUUAUUCCUGGAGUCAACAUGGGUGAGGAUAUUGUCCUGUUUGAGCCUGGUGCACGCCAUCGCGGACAUGAGCUAGCUGGCAAGAACACGGCCAAUCCCGCUGGCAUGUUGCUGACGUCUGCAAGCAUGCUACGACACCUGCGCCUGGAUGAGUACGCCGAGCAGAUUGAGAACGUAGUCAAUGGCCUACUCAUGGAGUCUCAGUUUCACACACCCGACCUAGGAGGUAAUUCUGGAACAUCGGACUUUGUGGAUGCAUUGAAGACCCGACUGUAGACUGCCGGCAGCCUGUUGUCAGAAUCAGCAGUUACUGCGAACGCCGCUGUCACUACUGAAAACAACUCAGGCUUACUUUGCGACAGUGCUGCAUGUGGCCGUGUCGUCAGUGCAUUUUGGUCUUUCCUCACAUGCGCAGGAACUGAUUGGCUUGACAAUGUCUUCGAGCUAGAUAUGGGGUUGCUGCCUUGACAUUAUUGCUGGCCGAGUGGUACAGGAAUAUGACAGCUCGUAUGUCCACAGCAGUGCAGUCUUGUUGCUGGACUGAGUUGCUCUUUUCUAGACAGACAAUGGCAUGACCACUUUCAAUCAGCAUUAUAUGAAAUCCAGUAUCUCUUUGGGUAAAUUUGGUUCUUGGAGGCUUAUCAAAUUCUGCAGUUAUUUAUUUCCUGGAGUAAUGAUACGAUUGCAUAUCUAGUAUUUAUUUCUGAGCCAUACUUUAGAAUUAUAACCAUCUUCAUGUGAUUUCAAGUUGGGCUGUACUACAGUUGUAUUCGUACAGUGACAUCAGUGCUUACGGAUUUUUAUUUAUUUUGCUUGCACAUGAAGAUUGUAGAUUUUCCCUUCUGCCGUUUUUGGCUCUCCUUUUCAUCAUCUGCUCUGCUCUGAGGAACAGGAUAUUGCUGCCCUGCGGCACACUCUGGCCACCGCCUGACUCUCUUUCAUCUCUCUUCCAUCUGGACGGAUUCAUUAAUUCUGGACCAGUUCUGUCUUUGC
Molecule: messenger RNA, 1829 nt
Organism: Sycon ciliatum
Lineage: Eukaryota; Metazoa; Porifera; Calcarea; Leucosolenida; Sycettidae
Product: probable isocitrate dehydrogenase [NAD] subunit beta, mitochondrial
Exons: 1
Coding region: 93-1112 (339 amino acids)
Biological process (GO): isocitrate metabolic process; tricarboxylic acid cycle
Cellular component (GO): mitochondrion
Molecular function (GO): oxidoreductase activity, acting on the CH-OH group of donors, NAD or NADP as acceptor; NAD binding; magnesium ion binding
Source: RefSeq, a predicted model, not a curated record